Messenger RNA from Ustilaginoidea virens, 1683 nucleotides. RefSeq lists its product as uncharacterized. Gene Ontology annotation, cellular component: membrane. Gene Ontology annotation, molecular function: amino acid transmembrane transporter activity. Lineage: Eukaryota; Fungi; Ascomycota; Sordariomycetes; Hypocreales; Clavicipitaceae. The record is from RefSeq and is a predicted model, not a curated record. The transcript is spliced from 2 exons. Gene Ontology annotation, biological process: amino acid transmembrane transport. Bases 1 to 1683 code for a protein of 560 amino acids.
AUGGCGGCCCGUGAUGAGGAAAAGGGUGCCCAAGUCCGUCGCCCGCCGUCUCCCAAGGUUGGCGAGCUCGUUGUCGACGGCAAUCCAGACGGCUUGCACCGCAAGCUCGACAACCGCCAAAUCCAGCUCGUGGCCAUUGGCGGCUCCAUCGGCACUGCGCUCUUCGUCAGCAUCGGCACCGGCCUGGCAAAGGGUGGUCCCGCCAGCUUGCUGCUUGCCUUUAGCCUCUACUCGCUCGUCGUAGCUUGCGUCAACAAUUCCGUUGCCGAGAUGACGUGUUUAAUGCCUGUUUCCGGUGGUUUCAUCCGCUUGGCCGGCCAUUGGGUUGAUGACGCUUUGGGCUUCAUGGCUGGCUGGAAUUUUUUCCUCUACGAAGCCCUGUUGAUUCCCUUUGAAAUCACGGCCGUGAACCUCGUGCUCUCGUUUUGGAAUGAAAAGAUUACCGAGCCCGGCCCUACAGCUGCCAUUUGUGCUGCAGUCAUCCUUUGCUACGCUCUGAUCAAUGUCCUCGCCGUCCGAGCAUACGGCGAGGCCGAAUUCUGGCUCUCAGGAGGCAAGGUCAUCCUCCUCUUCAUGCUCUUCUUCUACACCUUCAUCACAAUGCUCGGCGGCAACCCCAAGCACGACGCGUAUGGAUUUCGAUACUGGAGGGAGCCAGGCGCCUUUGCCGAGUACAACGGCAGCACGGGCGACUUGGGCCGCUUCCAGGGUUUCCUGGGGGCUCUCUGGAGCGCGGCUUUUGCCGUCGUCGGGCCCGAGUAUGUCUCCAUGGUCGCGGCCGAAGCAAAACGCCCGCGCGCCUACAUCAAGACCGCCUUCAAGACCAUCUACUGGCGCUUCGGCCUCUUCUUUGCCGGAAGCGCCCUGUGCGUCGGCAUCGUCGUGCCCUACAACUACCCCGACCUGGUGGACAUCCUGGCGGGCAAGACGGGCAACACGCAAACCGCCGCCGCUUCACCUUACGUCAUGUCCAUGCGAAUGCUCGGCAUCGACGUGCUGCCUCACAUUGUCAACGCCCUCAUGCUGACGUCCAUCUUCUCGGCCGGCAACACGUACACCUACUGCGCGACGCGAUCCCUCUACGGCCUCGCGCUCGAGGGCCGCGCCCCCAGGUUCCUGCGCAAGACGUGGAGCAACGGCGUGCCCAUCUACUGCUUCUGCGUCGUCAUGUUCUUCCCGCUGCUGUCCUUCCUCCAGGUCGGCAACGGCUCCAGGAAGGUUGUCGGAUGGCUUGUCGACCUCAUCACGGCGGGCGGCAUCAUCGACUACCUGGUCAUGAACGUCACCUUCCUCUACUUCUACCGCGCGUGCGAGGCCCAAAAGGUCGACCGCGCGACGCUGCCCUACUGCGGACGGUUCCAGCCGUACGGCUCCUACGUCGCCCUCCUUGUCCACGGCCUGGUUGUCGUCUUUUACGGGUACACGGCCUUUACGCCCUGGAGCGUGGAGAGCUUCUUCCGAAACUACUCGAUGCAGAUCCUGGCCCCGGUGCUGUUCUUUGGCUGGAAGGUUGCCAAGCGGACCCGCACGGUCAAGCCGCGCGACGCCGAUCUGGUGUGGGAGCGGCCGCUCAUCGACAGGUACGAGGCUGACUUGAGGGGUCCGCCGGUUGGGUUCUGGACCGAGAUGGGUCGCUUGGUGGGCAUGAACAGGAGGGCCAAGGCGAACGGGGCUGAUGAGUGA